AUGAAUACUUUUAUAGGUGGAGCAGAGCAGCCCUCCCCACCUGUGUUGGCUGCUGUUGGUGCUUACUACUCAGAGAUAUCCAUCGCAGUUACAAGGCAACUCAACUUGGAAAACAUCCCACUGAUUAGUUAUGGUUCAACUUGUGGUCAACUCAGUGACAAAACCCGUUUCCCCAGCUUUAUGAGGACAGUACCAGAAGAUGAUCACCAAGUUCGUGCCAUCAUCCAUAUUUUAAAAAGCCACAACUGGACCUGGGUUGGUUUAGUGGCAACUGAUAGUGAAGCCGGCCGCUAUGCAGUUGAACGCCUCCGGAAACAUGCAAAAAACAACAAAAUCUGUUUUGCCUUCACCAGCAUUCUUCCAGAGGCUCUGGUCGACGAUUCGCUAGAUGAUUGCAUUAAUGAGACAGUCAAAAGCAUCACUGAAAAAAAACACGUGAAGGUCAUUGUGUCCUUUGCCAAAGCUUACCAUAUGAUGUACCUUUUCGGAAGGCUUCUCAAGGAUCCACGAGGAAGGGGGAAAGUUUGGGUGGCGAGUGAUAAUUGGUCGGAAUCAGCUGAAGUGCUGGCAAACCAUACUUUGAGUGAUGUGGGAAAAGUCUUUGGGCUCACACUUAAAUCUGGAAACACUGCCAGGUUUAGACAGUAUCUUACAAAUCUUGAUGUAAACCCUGGCCAUCAUCACAACAAUACAUUCUUGUAUAAAUAUUUGAUGAGAAGGAUGGAGAGAAAGCCAAAUGACACAGCCAAUAAAGAAUUAAUGAGGAUGAUAUAUCCAUCUCUAGUCAAUGUGGAGAUGGCAGUUAGAGCUAUUGCUCAGGCUGUUGCAGACCUCUGUGUCAACAGGGACUGUAGGACAACCCAGAGAUUACUGCCCUUGGAGUUAAGAAAAGCCUUAAGGAAAGCAACGUUCCAAAUGGAUGGAAAAAGCUACCGUUUUGACAGCAGGGGUGACCUCAACACAGGAUAUGAUGUAGUCCUGUGGAAGCAGACGUCACUAACCUUUUUGGACACAAACUACAUGGUUGCUCAUUAUCACAUUCAAAACAAGAAUCUGACUUUCAUCCCAGGAAAAACAUUACAAGAUUUCAAAAGUGUCACAACAGAUGUGAUAUCCAGGUGCUCAAACAGCUGUUCUCCAGGCUACAUGAAGUAUUCAGCACCGGAGCAGCCUGAUUGCUGUUAUGAAUGCCACAAAUGUCCCAUGGAAUACUAUUCCAACACCACUGAUUCCUCGAAGUGCCAUCCGUGUAACAUUACCACUGAAUACGUUUCCAGUAUUCCUGACAGUUGCCUCCAAAAGAAAACUGUCUUCAUGUUUUGGGGAGAUAUUUAUCAUGAAAUACUGUUGGCAUUUGCCGCUCUAGGAGUAGUGCUUACCUUCAUUGUUGGGAUCAUCUUCCUCGCACACUGGAAUACUCCUGUUGUUCGUUCAUCGGUUGGCCCAAUCUGCCUCCUCCUCCUCUUCUCACUGAUUAGCACAUUUGUGAGUGUGCCAUUAUUUGGUGGUGAACCCAAGCCUUGGCAGUGCCAAGCUCGGCAGGUAUUUUUUGGCUUAAGCUUCACUUUAAGUGUUUCCUGCGUCAUGGUCAAGUCAUUCAAGAUUAUCAUGGCCUUUGAGUUUGACCCCAGCAUCCAGAGAGUCCUGAAGAAGCUCUAUCAGCCUUACAUUAUUAUUGCAUUCUGCUUGUUGGGUCAAGUUAUUAUCUGUGCCCUGUGGCUCGCCCUCAAGUCUCCAAAACCCAAUUGGAAGAAGUCGUUAAACAAUAAGGAACGUCUAUUCAUUUGCAAUGAGACUUCAUUCGUUGCAUUUGGAGCCAUGUUAAGCUAUAUUGGUCUUUUAGCUCUCAUCUGCUUUGGUAUUGCUUUUAAGGGCAGAAAGCUGCCACAGAGUUACAAUGAUGCAAAGUUCAUUACCUUUAGUAUGCUGAUUUACUUCAUCUGUUGGAUCAUAUUUGGCCCAGUGUAUCUCAAUGUUACAGGCAAGUACCUCCCAGCAGUGGAGAUGGUUGUCAUUCUCCUAUCAGCAUACGGCAUCCUGUUCUGUCAGUUCAUCACAAAGUGUUAUAUUAUUCUGUUCAAACAGAAAGCAAACACACAGAGCGCCUUCCGCCGAGAUGUUAGAAAUUUUACCUCGGGUGGCAAUAUCGGUGAGAACGAUGGUCAUUUUGUCUCAUCUUCAUUGGACUUGGAAGGGAUCGAAAACCCUGCUUUAUAUGUUGAGGCGCAGAUGUAAAAUCCACAGAAGGAUCAAAGCCUGUGCAUGAGCGCUGAUAUGCCAUCAUGCUCUCUUUCUCAAACCUCGAAAUCACAACUCACUAGGUGCCAUAAUGACCACAAUGUCAACAAUAAGAAACAGUUAGGGAGAUUUUUCAGUAUGCCAGCUUAAACUUAAUAGUGAUGGACAAUAGUUUUAAAUCUAUUUCAAUGUUUGUAACCGCAACAGAAAAGUAAUGGUUCAAGUAUAAUGAGAAUCUAAAACGAAACUCUUGGCUGGCUCAAGAUUUUUAAUAAGCAGUGAUUGUUUUUCUUUUAAAUGUUGAAAAAAGUCAACAUACAACAACAAGUCAACAACAUUUUUAUUUAAUUGUCAUUCAUUGUAUUGUUUUUAUUUUUUUUAGCUUUAACUGCCUCUUGAUACCUGCCUGUUGUAUCUCUCUUAUUCCUGUUAUUUGCAUUUAUAUUAUUUUUGGACUCUCUGUUUGGCCCCUCUGUUGAUGUCUGUUCUCUUCUUGUCAUGAGUUUAUG
Labrus bergylta (ballan wrasse) is the source of this 2747-nucleotide messenger RNA. NCBI's taxonomy places the organism in Eukaryota, Metazoa, Chordata, Actinopteri, Labriformes, Labridae. The record is from RefSeq and is a predicted model, not a curated record.